Eimeria maxima is the source of this 1797-nucleotide messenger RNA. RefSeq names its product ATPase, AAA family domain-containing protein, putative. The transcript is spliced from 3 exons. The record is from RefSeq and is a predicted model, not a curated record. Lineage: Eukaryota; Apicomplexa; Conoidasida; Eucoccidiorida; Eimeriidae. Gene Ontology annotation, molecular function: ATP binding; ATP hydrolysis activity. Bases 1 to 1797 code for a protein of 598 amino acids.
AUGGAUCCAUACGAGGAAAACUUUGAAGACCUCCUUGCUGAGGCUGAGCAAUUUAAUGCUCCUCCUGAUCCUUCCUAUUUAGAGGGGCCCCCAAGAGGGGCCCCUGCCCAAGACAGGGGGCCCCUCAGGGGUUCCCGAAUUGGGGGGCCUCCCGGAGGGGGGCCCCCCGAUGAGGGGGCCCCUGAGGUAAUAAAUAUAGGAGAGGACAGCCUAUUAGAUAAUUCACAAGGGAAUUGUUUAUCCUUAGAAGAACAAUUAAGGGAAAUACAAUCACAAAGUUGCGCUAAUUGGUUCGGGGAGUACCCUGGGGGCCCCCUUGGGGGCCCCCAUAUAGAUGGGGAUGGGGCCCCUGGGGGGCCCCUAGGAGGUGGAGGAGGAGCAGAAGAAGAGAAUGUAUUGGAUGGAGGGGGUAUUGGGGGGAAGAGGAGACUCAGCAGCACAAAGAGGGGAGACGGAUUGUCUCCUCGUGCUGCAGCAGCAGCUGCUGCUGCUGCUAGGAGUCCCCAUUCUGCAGCAUCUCUUCACAAGCGUAGGAGACAGCAGCAGCAGCAACAGCAGCAACAGCAGCAGCAGCAAGCAGCAGAAGCAGCAGCUGAUGAGGAGGAGGAGAGACUAUUAGCACAAGCAGCAGCAGCAUUAAGACCUCCAAUGCCUUUCUUUGAUAUAAGUCAUCUCCCUUAUCUCUCCUUGCUGCAGUCUAGCAGCAGCAGCAGCAGCAACAACAGCAGCAGCAGCAGCAGCCGCAGCACAGUAAAGGAGUAUACAGCAUGGGAGGAAGCAGCAAGAGUUGCUGCUCAGCUGCCACAAGAUUAUAAUAAUAGUAAGGGGGCCCCCGCAGCAGCAUACCUAAGGACCUGCCUAUACACCGCAAAUACGCGCAGCAACCUUCCCCCCUUACUCUUACAAAAGGCAGCAGCAGCAGCAGCAACUGCAGCAGAAGGGGAAGCAGCAGCAAAUGGGGAGGAACAGCAGCAGAAAACUGGUGCUGGUGCUGCUGCUGCUGCAGUAGCAGAGGGAGCAGUACGUGUGCUGCCUCCUUUUGCUGCUGGAGGGGAGACUGUGGGGCCCCCGGUGUAUGUACAGGUACUAACAAAGGAGCAGCAGCAGCAGCAGCAUGCUGCUGCUGUUGCUGCAGCAAGAGAGAACACAGCCUUCGGCAAACGUAGAUCCAUGGAAGAGGUCCUCAGGGAAGUGAUGGAGGCGCAAGCAGCAAAGAGGCAGCAAACGGAGUUGCUGCUGCAGCAGCACAGAGAGAGACAGGAACAGCUGCAGCAGCAGCAGCAGCAGCAGCAGCAAACACAGGAAGAGCAGCAAGGGCAGCAACUACAAUGGGUAUUAUUAUUAGGUGGUGCUCCUGGUAUAGGUAAGACAACAUUAAUAGAAUUAGCAGGAAAAUAUUUAAAUUACGAAGUUGUGCUGAUAAAUGGAUCAGAUAAUAGAUCUAUUUCUUCUCUUCUUCCUAUUAUUAAGGGGAUUAUUUCUAGUGGAGAUUGUCAUUUUAGACCUACCAGCAGCAGCAGCAGCAGCAACAGCAGCAGCAACAGCAGCAGCAGCAGCAGCAGCAGUAGUAGUAGUAGUAGUAGUAGUAGUAGUAGUGGGGAUGGAGGGAAGAAGAAACCUGUGCUGCUGCUCAUUGAUGAGGUUGAUGGGUUAGCCUGUCAAGGAGGAGGAGCAGGAGGAGGAGGAGGAGGAGCAGGAGGAGGAGAAAAGGAGACAGGAAGCAAGGAGACAGUUGUACAAGCACUAGCUAGAUUAAUACAACAAAAAGAAAACGGAAAAUAUGUCGUUAAAAGGUAA